Molecule: messenger RNA, 4098 nt
Organism: Fusarium vanettenii 77-13-4
Lineage: Eukaryota; Fungi; Ascomycota; Sordariomycetes; Hypocreales; Nectriaceae
Exons: 3
Coding region: 1-4098 (1365 amino acids)
Source: RefSeq, a predicted model, not a curated record
AUGUCAUCUCGACACUCGUACAAUCCCAGCCGCCGCAUGGGCAGCAGUAGGGAUAUCGGCAGAGCCCGCGCGACCUCCAGAGCCCAGCCCAUCGUCGUUGAACAUGACGAUGCUCGCAGCUUCGCCUUGCGCUCUGCCUACCUACAUUACCUCUUGCAACCCAAGACAAAGCGAAAACAAUAUGUCCCCGCCCCGAAGCAACCUGUCAGAACCCAUACCAGUGUCGGUAUGCUGGUGCAGGAAUUCACAUCAGGCUCUUCGUCCAGCAUGAAGCUGCCGCACAACUUUUCAUUCAAGGUGCUCAACCGAGUGACCAAUGUAGUCAAGGGCCAGGAGCGUGUCCCCGGUUUCAAUGAUGCUGCUAUCAAACGGACGUUUGCUGAAGCUUACAUUACAUUUUCCGAGGACAACUUCAAGAGAACCAUUGACAAGGAGAGGAAGGUGGAGCCUCUUAUUCUCAUGUUCUACUCUGCUGCUACGAAGGCGGCGCAAAAGGGUGCUGCUCCAGACGACGACUCAUGGAAACUCCUACCUGAUCGACACCUCGCCCUCUUUGUUCGUCUUCUUAGCGCUAUCAUUCAUGAUCACGGCAGCGAUAAGCCCGAACUCUUGUCCAAGCUCAAUUCACUCGAGAAGAAGCUGCUCACAAAUGACCAGAACCUGGUCGGUAGUGGAUCUGAUGGCGCUGGCACAACCAUUGAAGUUAUCGUACCCCUCAGUUACGACGUCAAGGACAUGCCCCUUGUUCAGCAAGUGGCCAGGAUCUUUGGCAUGAGUCUCUCCGAGGCGCAGGCCGAGAUCAAUGAAAACAAGCAGUCUUGGACAGAGGAGGCUGCCCUCAAAGACCUAAAGUCCUACCAGUCUAGGCUCAGCGCAAACAUGCCUGGUGCUCUGAGGAGCCAGGACUUUGAUGUGGAAGACGCUUUCUUGGAGUGGCAAAAGUCCGAAGCCACCCAUCUCUCGCAGAUGAUGCUCGAUAUCCUGACUGCCAAGCCAGGGUUGGCAAAGACGUCGGCUGGUGCCAUGGACCAAGGCUUGUCCAGUAGGCCUCAGUCUACCUAUGACGAUCGAGCCUAUGCAGACCUCAGCCGUGCUCUUUCUCAAUCAAACGACGGUUCCAUGGCCUUUGACCCGUCUCUUAACCUUGCUUCCCUAAACCUUGGUGAUUCCGGCAUCCGAGCAGUGGAGGGCAACAUCUACACAUUCACUCCACCGGAUCCUAGAGCCUUCUUCAAGUAUAUCCUUCAGCAUGCCAUGACCUUUGACCAGAUCAAUAACGACCCUGAUCUUGAAUAUCAACCCCUGUCAAAGCAGUCCAUGGACCUCCUAACCGAGCUCUGUGUGAGAUGGAGAGUGCCCCAAUUCUCCAGACUCAUCACCUUGCUCGAGGUUGCGUCACGCAACUUUAUGGACCGAGAACUUCUCCCCGAUGAGUUGGACGCUGUUCUAGACUUUGUCAAGACACCACUCCCAGAACCCAAGAAGCCUCCCCAUAUGUCACACUACAGUACUCCCCUCACUGAAAUCGAUCCGAGUCGUUGGACAAUCCAUGACUUUGCCGUGUACCAGCACACUCUCCAUAACCUUCACGAGACGUUAUUGCGUGAGCUGUAUGAUCAGAUGGAUCAGUGUUACGCAGCCAAGGCCCCCGAUAUUGGAGUCAUCCAGUACAUUCUAAGCAACCACAUCUUCAACGACCCCUGCUUUUCUCCAAGGGCUGAAGCUGCGUCUGAAUUUGCGGCACACCUUGCGGAAAGGCUCCAUGAACAAGCCAAGGAACUGUACCGUCAGAACAUGGAAAAGGAGAUCUCAGCGGACAGAAAUGACUGGGUGUUUGGUAACGUGGUGAAGCUUGGCAAGACAGUCAUCAAGCAUUGUGAGAGAAUCAAGAAGCGAUACAAGAAGAACCCCGAGAUCAUGGGUGUAAAUCCCUUCACCAUCUUGGUCGAGGAAAUAUUCCCGCGCUUUGAGGAGGACGCGAAGGCGAUCCUUGAGUCCAUUCUGGGAAUGGGUGAAGAGACUGGCGCCGAGCAUGAUAUCCAAGACGGAUUCGAUCUAUACAGGGAGCUCGUUGCGAUCCGCCAGAUUCACUCUGAAAAUCUCCCCAGCCGAUCCUUUGCUUUCAAUAUCGAGAACCUCUUGGUUGACUUUGUGUGGCGCUGGAUCAACGCUGCCGAAGGCAGGAUGGAAGAAUACGUCGAACAGGCUAUCAAGCAGGAUCAGUUCCAGGUCCGCACUGAGAACCCAGAUGACAUCCCCCGAGACUCGGAGCGGCACAGUGUGUCCAUCAUUGACAUGUUCAUGUUUUUCAACCAGACACUCGAGACCAUCUUCCAGCUCAACUGGGACAACCGGGAACACCAUGCCAGAUUCAUGACAGCUCUCUCGAGGGCAUUCUCGAUUGGUAUUGGCAAGUACUGCGAGGUUGUGGACCAGCGAUUUGCAAAGGAGAUGGAUCGUCCGUCGGCAGAGGAGCUUGCUGCACAAACUCAGACCACCCAGGAGAAGUGGAUGAAGUAUGCAAAGGAUGCCUGGAACAACAAGGAAAGGGUUGAGCCCUUCCAGUUUUACUCCGAGUCCUUUGUCAAGCUCAACAACAUCGAGUAUGCUAUGCAAGAGCUGGAUAAGCUGGAGAGGGCUAUGGACCCCGACGCUUGCGCCGCUCUGCUAGAGAGCAUCGACGGACCCAAGAAGAAGACACGCAGGCCCAACAAGUACACCUUUACGAUCAAGGUGGUUGAGGCUGAGGAUCUCAAGGCCUGUGAUCCCAACGGGUUCAGUGAUCCAUAUGUGGUGUUUGGUGACGAAUAUCAGAAGCGACUACACAAGACAAGGAUCAUUCAGAAGAACCUGAACCCACGCUGGGAUGAAACCUUUGACAUCACGGUUCAGGGGUCGGUCAAUAUGAUUGCAACGAUCUGGGAUUACGAUACAUUUGGCGAUCAUGACUACGUGGGACGAACGUCACUCAAAUUGGAUCCCCUCCACUUCGGCGACUACUUGCCUCGGGAGUUUUGGCUACCUCUGGACCUUCAGGGUCGAUUGCUGAUCAGAGUCAGCAUGGAGGGUGAACGUGAUGACAUUCAGUUCCACUUUGGAAAGGCCUUUAGACAUCUCAAGCGCACUGAGAGAGACAUGGUCCGAAAGGUUACGGAUAAGCUCACCUCUCAGAUCAACAGCACAUUGUCUCUCGAGACUCUAAGACAUCUGCUGGGCACUGGUGGCAUUGGUGCAUCGGUAACGAACCUCUGGAAGAAGCGGGCAUCGGCCGCGCCCACAGCGACCCCAGCCCAGAUUGAUGCAGUGUUGAAUCCUCUGUUUGCCUACUUCGAUGAGAACUUUGCCAUCAUGAAGCAGACAUUGACUAAGGCCACAAUGGAUGCCGUCAUGGCACGACUCUGGAAGGAGGUUCUGAUGGUGAUUGAGCAUCUUUUGGUGCCACCCCUAUCGGAGAAGCCUUCGCAACAACGGCCCCUUACACGAAAGGAGCUGGACAUUGUGUAUAGGUGGCUAGAUCUACUCUUUGCCUUUUUCAAUGCCAAGGACGAUUCAGGAGAGCAGCUGGGUGUCCCAGCGGAGACGCUCAAGUCGCCUAAGUGGCACGAGUUGGCGUCGCUGAACUUCUUCUACUUCGAGGACACUAACAGUUUGAUCCGAGAGUCGGAGCGGAUGGCGGCCGCAACGGCGCAGCGGGCACAGCAGGCACUCCAGCAGCAGAAUCAGCAGCAGAACCGGCUCUCUGCCCCAGCGGCGCUCGGAGCAUCGCUGGGCAGUGCCAGUGCCUUUGCCAGCAUGGGAACGAUCCGGCGUGGAAAGAGUAUCAUGAUGAGCCGUAACCUGGGCACCAUGCGGAAGGCUAAGGAGGCGAAGCGUCGAGAGGCACAGGCAGACCCAAGCGAUGAUAUGAUCCUGCGCAUUCUCCGCAUGCGACCUGAGGCAGCGCACUAUCUCAAGGAACGGCAUCGCCAAAAGGAGCGACAGGCGGCCACGGCGGCGGCAGCUCUUAUUGUCAAGAACAGCGUGACACAAGGAUGGAAUGCUGGUGGAGGGCCCGCGUUCUCGGGCAACUUUGGACGGAACAACCUGCCACGGCGAUGA